Messenger RNA from Symbiodinium sp. CCMP2592, 1119 nucleotides. The record is from the annotation of a GenBank genome assembly. NCBI's taxonomy places the organism in Eukaryota, Dinophyceae, Suessiales, Symbiodiniaceae.
AUGACCGAUGCGAUCACAGGAGGCAUCACCAUUCGCGCCUUCGCGGCGAAGGAGCAGGUCCUGAGUCGCUGUCUUCUGAACCUGGAGGAGUUCCAACGGGCCAGCUUCACCAUUCGGUCCCUCCAGUUGUGGAUUGGCUUGCGCCUUGGUCUCGUCGGCUUCAUUAUGAGCGUCUUCAACCAACUCCAGCCGAUUCUGAUGUACUACGGCGUGCUUGCACACCGUAGUGCCGCGCUCGUCGGCUUCAGCAUCAGCUACUCGCAAGAGGUUUCUGCCAUCGUCAGUCAGUUUGUCAUGAACUUCUCGGACAUGGAAAUGCAGCUGGUCUCCAUCGAGCGACUCUGUGAAUACGCGAAGCCCCAGAACGACUCUCCCGCGGCCAAUGCCGUUGCAGGCAACACACUGGUCCCCCGAGCUGGGAACGGUGGGCUCGAGCUCCGCGACGUCGUGGUGAAGUACCAGUCGGCCCUUUCUCCGGCGCUUGCAGGGGUGACACUGCACUUUCCCGCCGGCGAGACAGUUGCGGUGGUGGGUCGAACAGGAGCAGGGAAGUCUUCUUUGCUGCUGGCCGUCCUGCAGCUGGCCCCUUACACGGGUGACAUCUGCGUGGAUGGUCAGUCUCUUCGGGGCCUCAGUGAGCAGGUUUGCGGCACUUUGGUCGCGGUCGUCCCACAGCAGCCGGUCCUCUUCUCCGGGACCCUGCGAUGGAACUUGGAUCCGGCCCUGCAGUUCACGGACGCCCAGAUCUGGGAUGCCAUCAAGACUGUCGGGCUCCUCCGCAGCUGCAGUGGCACACUGGGAUUGAAAGCCGAUGUGCAGGGCUCUAUGAGCGGCAGCCAGACGGGUUCAGGUGCCUUGGCGUUGUCCCUUGGCCAGCGCCAGCUCCUCUGUGCGGCUCGAGCGCUGUUGCGUUCGCCAAAGGUGGCUUUGUUGGACGAGGUGACCGCCGCUUUGCCAGGAGAGCUUGCUCUCAGUACCGUCACACAUUUGGUCAAGAAGUUCCGGGACAUCAACGCCACCACACUCUUGGUCACUCACCAGGACGACUUGGUGUCCGUCUGUGACCGCACAGUUCGCCUCUCACAUGGCAGCGUCGUAAGCGAUACCAUUGCGUUUUGA